Molecule: messenger RNA, 1146 nt
Organism: Nyctereutes procyonoides (raccoon dog)
Lineage: Eukaryota; Metazoa; Chordata; Mammalia; Carnivora; Canidae
Product: protein FAM187B-like
Exons: 2
Coding region: 1-1146 (381 amino acids)
Source: RefSeq, a predicted model, not a curated record
AUGGCCAGGGUGGUGUCCUGCCCACCGCCACAGCCCCAGUCCGCCAUGCUAACCACCCUGUGCCUGCUGCUCAACCUCGCCACCCCCUUGCUGGGGUUCUAUCCUUCCUUCAGCUGUCCCAGUGAGAAGCAAUGCCAAACCGCCCUCCUCUCAGACAAUGACAUCUUUUUGCUCUGCAACUCUUCUGGGGCACAGUGGAACUUCUUCUUCAUGAACAACAGGGCCAACUGGCCCAACAAAGUCUCCAGCGUUUCCAACAUAGAAAUAAUACCUGGAACCGGCAUUCUCAUUAGGAGUCCGUUGCCCUCCCAGACAGGCUUCUAUCACUGCCAGGACGAGAAUGGCAUCCAGGUGGUGCAAUACGAGGUUGACUUCCAGGAUGUCAGCACCCUGCAUAUUACACACAAAGGCCUGGGCCAGAAGCCCCUGCAGAAUGACACUCUGAGUCUGGGUGGCGACGAGCUCAUCUUCACCCGCUGGGAGCCCUGGCAGGACUGUAACCGCUGUGGGGAGCCGGGCGAGCGGAAACGCCUGGGGUACUGCUACAUCGAGGAGCCCCUGCAGAAACCCGUGCCCUGCUGGCUCUACCUGGGGGAUCUGAACAUGUGGUCCACCCGCCUGCGACCUGAGAUGCAGGUGGAAACCUGCCAUGUCCCGUGCAAAACAUCAACGCUGGAUUUCAUCACUUUUGACAACUUUGAGAUCAGCGAGGAGUCAGAAUCCGUGUGGCUCACCUGCCCCCUGGGAUCCAUCUACAGGCCCAUCCUCUGGGAAGCCAACGACAUGCCCCUGACGUGGCAGGGCCAGCUCUCCAACCAGGACUUAAACACCGUUCUGGAACCCGCCAACGGCGGCAGGCAGCUGCGGGUCUUCCAGCCAGCCAUCUACAAGUGCUUCGUGCAGCAGGAGCUCAUGGCUCGGUUCAACCCCAGGCCCUUUCCUGACGUGCCGGAGGCCCUCAGGGAGGAGGAGGCAGGCCAGCAGCAGGGGGCGAGGGAGGCCUCGAAGGGGAAGGCCGGGCCUGUCCUCAAGGGGCUGAAGUUGACGCUGCUGGUGGGCAUAGUCCUGGGGCUGCUGGGGCUGCUGCUCAAGUUCUUCCACCAUUCCCAGGGCAAAAGAAGUGACCAGGUGCUGCUGGUGAAAUAA